UGCGGAACGUAGUGGUGUGUGGUUUUGGCGGGAAAUACUCAUCCUCGUCCAGUAUGUCUGUUAUGCGUCGUAGUGAAGCGUUGUCGGUUAGUUCGUGUUGUUGUACGUGUUUUUCAAAAAGUUUGAGUGUUUUAUGAAGAAUAUAACGAAGAAAACAAAAGGAAAUAUACAAUUGUGCAUCGCAGAUAACCUAAAAAAACCUGCCGACGUUGUACGAAUGCCCACGUUGCCUUAAUCAAUAAAAGGCAAUAAAGUAGCUUCAGUUAUCAUUAAAAAUAUAAUUGCUAUAGAAGGAAGUUGCUACAUUUACAAAAAAUGAGCUCGCUACGAAAACUCUACAACAACCCAUUUACAAUCUGCAUAGAGGGAAACAUUGGAAGUGGUAAAACAACGUUUUUGAACCACUUCAAAAAUUUUAACAAUGCUACAGUUUUGCAAGAGCCAGUGGAUUUGUGGCGAAACGUAGCAGGAGUAAAUUUGUUGGAUCUUUUAUACAAAGACCCAAUAAAUUACGCCUUUUUAUUUCAAUCGUAUGCUCAAUUAACUAGAUUGAAAUUACAUACUAUGAGUACACCAUCACCGUAUAAAGUAAUGGAACGAUCCAUAUUUAGUUCAAGAUGUUUCUUAGAAAAUAUGAAGCGUACAAAUAUGAUACGGAAUGUAGAAGUGGAAAUUUUAGAAAAAUGGUAUGAUUGGUGCUUGGAAAACACUAAUGUAAGAACAGACUUAAUAGUCUAUCUAAGAACAACACCAGAAGUGGUGUAUCAAAGAAUGCAGACACGUGGGCGCAAAGAAGAGGACUCUGUAUCAUUAGAUUACUUGAGGCAAAUUCACGAAAUUCACGACGACUGGCUGUGUAGAAAAACUUGGUUUUCUUUACCAGCGCCAGUUAUGAUUAUAGAUGGUGACAAAAGUCUUGAAGAAAUGGUGCCACAAUUUGAAAAAUGCAAAGAUCGGAUACUUAACGGGGAAAAUGAUGACACAUCAAAUACCAGAAUAGCUCUAAAUGUUAAUGCAUAGUGUUUAGUAUAUGGAUAGUAUCCGUUAUGAUUUACCUUCAGAAACUGAAAUGACAUUGUGUUCCGGAAAAGUGGGCUGAUUGUCGUUAAUG
Molecule: messenger RNA, 1111 nt
Organism: Linepithema humile (Argentine ant)
Lineage: Eukaryota; Metazoa; Arthropoda; Insecta; Hymenoptera; Formicidae
Product: deoxynucleoside kinase-like
Biological process (GO): nucleobase-containing compound metabolic process
Cellular component (GO): cytoplasm
Molecular function (GO): deoxynucleoside kinase activity; ATP binding
Source: RefSeq, a predicted model, not a curated record